This is a messenger RNA of Mangifera indica (mango), 2288 nucleotides long. Its product is annotated as phenylalanine--tRNA ligase beta subunit, cytoplasmic-like. The coding region runs from base 262 to 2040 and encodes 592 amino acids. Gene Ontology annotation, cellular component: phenylalanine-tRNA ligase complex; cytoplasm. NCBI's taxonomy places the organism in Eukaryota, Viridiplantae, Streptophyta, Magnoliopsida, Sapindales, Anacardiaceae. Gene Ontology annotation, molecular function: phenylalanine-tRNA ligase activity; magnesium ion binding; RNA binding. The record is from RefSeq and is a predicted model, not a curated record. The transcript has 21 exons. Gene Ontology annotation, biological process: phenylalanyl-tRNA aminoacylation.
GUCACUUUUUGAAUUCUGGGGUGUCCCUGUUAUUACGAAAACUUUACGGGCGACAAUGUUUAAAAUCUCGUUUCAAAUUCAAUGACUCUGAACGCAGCAAACCCUUAUUCAGAAAACUUGAGCAGAACGCAAAACUGAAAAGUUUUAGUUGAAGCACUCUUGUAUUUGGCUGGAGUCGAAUUGCUGCUCCGGCCGCCGAGCUGCCACCCUUUAGUCGCCAUCUCCGGUCACCAAGAGAAUUAGAGGCUUAGAGAAGCUGCAAUGCCGACAGUGAGUGUGGGCAGGGAUCGUCUGUUUGCUGCCCUUGGCAAGGAAUACACCCAGAAAGAGUUUGAGGAUCUUUGCUUUCGCUUUGGCAUUGAGCUUGAUGAUGUGACAACUGAAAAAGCAAUAAUUAGAAAAGAAAAACACUUGGAUGAGGGAGAAGAAGAAGAAGGUGAUGAAGAAGUUAUUUACAAAAUUGAAGUCCCAGCCAACAGGUAUGAUUUGCUCUGCCUUGAAGGGAUUGCUCAAUCUCUCCGCAUUUUCAAUGGACAGCAGGAAAUGCCCGCAUACAAAGUUGUCAAGAUUGACGAACCGGCAAUGCUUCAAAUGCAUGUUAAACCAGAGACAUCUAUGAUUCGUCCUUUUGUUGUCUGUGCUGUUUUAAGAAACUUGUCCUUUGAUGAAGCGAGUUAUAACAGCUUCAUUGAUCUCCAAGAUAAGCUUCAUCAGAAUAUUUGUCGGCGAAGAACCCUUGUUGCGAUUGGUACUCAUGACUUGGACACUUUGGAAGGCCCUUUCACGUAUGAGGCAUUGCCACCUUCGGAAAUCAGCUUUGUGCCUCUGAAACAGACGAGGAACUUCAGAGCUGAUGAGCUGAUGGAAUUUUACAAAUCAGAUUUGAAACUGAAAAAGUAUUUGCACAUAAUCGAAAACUCACCAGUAUACCCGGUCUUAUAUGACCGGAAAAGAACUGUACUGUCUUUACCACCAAUAAUUAAUGGUGCUCAUUCGGCGAUCACUCUAAACACCAAGAAUGUGUUCAUUGAAUGUACUGCCACCGAUUUGACAAAGGCCAAGAUUGUUUUAAACACAAUGGUAACGAUGUUUUCUGCAUAUUGUGAAAGAAAAAAUGAGGUGGAACCAGUUGAAGUGAUAUAUGCUGAUGGGAAGUCAUAUGUUUAUCCUGAUUUGUCAGUCUUUAGUAUGGAAGUUCCAGUAUCUUAUAUCAAUGGUACAAUUGGAAUCUCUCUAGGGGCAGAAGAGGUCACUAGCUUGUUGAACAGAAUGCAAUUACGUGCCGAAAAGGUUUUAUCACAAGAUAAUGAUUGCUAUAUUAAUGUACUUGUGCCUCCAACAAGAAGUGAUGUUCUGCACCCCUGUGAUGUUAUGGAGGAUGUUGCAAUUGCCUAUGGGUACGAUAACAUUCCAGCAGCAAAGUAUGAAUCUGUGAAGCCACUUUCCUUGAAUGAGUUCAGUGAUCUAUUAAGAUUGGAGAUUGCAAUGAAUGGAUUUACAGAGGUGUUGACAUGGAUUUUGUGCUCUGCAAAAGAACUUUCCUCUAUGUUAAAUCGAAAAAGUGACAAAAGAACAGUUGUUAUUGGAAAUCCUCGUUCAUCUGAUUUUGAGGUUGUGAGGACCACUCUGAUGCCUGGUAUAUUGAAAACUGUUGGGCACAACAAAGACCAUGCAAAACCCAUAAAGAUUUUUGAAGUGGGUGAUAUAGCAGUUCUGGAUGAGAAUAAAGAUGUUGGAGCAUCAAACAGGCGCCAUCUUGCAGCGCUGUACUGUGGUGCUAACUCAGGAUUUGAGUUGAUUCAUUGCCUAGUUGACAGAAUAAUGGAGGUUGUAGGGACUAAGUUUGAAGUGGAUAAUGAUACAGCAUACUAUAUAAAAUGUUCAGAUGAGCCCGAGUUUCUUCCAGGCAGGCAGGCCAGCAUUAUUUACAAAGGGGAAAGCAUUGGCUUUUUUGGUAUUGUUCACCCUGAGGUUUUGAACAACUUCGACAUUCCUGAUCCAUGCUCCUUCAUGGAAAUUGACAUCCAGAGUUUGUUGUAGGGCCAUAACCAAUGUUCAGCAGAGCCAUUGUUAUACUGGUAGCAUGACCUCUCGAUAGGAAAAAUUGACUGGCUGGCCCAAGAAAAUAUAGCAAUACAUUAUUCAGGAUUUUGUUGACAAUUUUACUGAAAAUUUUGAAAUAUUUCAAUUAAUACUGGUUGAUGCUUUAUUCUUUGUUUUGGUUGAAAUUAUAGAAAUUGUUCAAUAUGAACCCUUUUACACCAAAAACUUUAUGAUCGCGUUUUGUA